AUGACAGUCUCGCAGAGUGGAGUGGAACUUGGUGGACGGCCAAGGGUCGGAGCCUUCAUCCCUCAGUGCGACUCUGACGGACGGUACCGACCUCUGCAGUGCCACGGCUCCACUGGACAUUGUUGGUGCGUGGACAGUAGUGGACAGGAGAGAGCAGGAACCAGGACACCGCCUGGUACAGCACCCAAGGACUGUGACAGACCAGAUGAACCAGAGCGUCCUAAAACGUACUGUGAGCAGCACAGAGACAGUGUACAGACCACCAGUCCAGAGGGAUAUCCUAUACCUGGAGUGUUUGUACCUCAGUGUGAUGAUAAUGGACAGUACAGACCUUUACAGUGUCAUGGCUCCUCUGGACAUUGUUGGUGUGUGGACAGUAGAGGACAAGAGAGACCAGGAACCAGGACACCACCUGGUACACCAUCUGUAGACUGUGACAGACCAGAUGAGCCAGAGCGUCCUAAAACUCAAUGUGAAUAUCACAGAGACAGUCUUCAGACCACCAGUCCAGAGGGAUAUCCUAUAGUUGGAGCCUAUGUACCUCAGUGUGAUGCUAAUGGACAGUACAUACCACUGCAGUGCCAUGGUUCCAGUGGACAUUGUUGGUGUGUGGACAGUAGAGGACAGGAAAGAGCAGGAACCAGGACAUCACCUGGUGCACCACCCAUAGACUGUGACAAACCAGAUGAGCCAGAGCGUCCUAAAACUCACUGUGAACAUCACAGAGACAGUGUUCAGACCACCAGUCCAGAGGGAUAUCCUCUACUUGGAGCCUAUGUACCUCAGUGUGAUGAUAAUGGACAGUAUGUUCCACAGCAGUGCCAUAGUUCUACUGGAUAUUGUUGGUGUGUGGACAGUAGAGGACAAGAGAGACGUGGAACCAGGACACCACCUGGUACACCAUCUGUAGACUGUGACAGACCAGAUGAACCAGAGCGUCCUAAAACUCACUGUGAACAUCACAGAGACAGUGUUCAGACCACCAGUCCAGAGGGAUAUCCUCUACUUGGAGCCUAUGUACCUCAGUGUGAUGAUAAUGGACAGUAUGUUCCACAGCAGUGCCAUAGUUCUACUGGAUAUUGUUGGUGUGUGGACAGUAGAGGACAAGAGAGACGUGGAACCAGGACACCACCUGGUACACCAUCUGUAGACUGUGACAGACCAGAUGAACCAGAGCGUCCUAAAACUCACUGUGAACAUCACAGAGACAGUGUUCAGACCACCAGUCCAGAGGGAUAUCCUCUACUUGGAGCCUAUGUACCUCAGUGUGAUGAUAAUGGACAGUAUGUUCCACAGCAGUGCCAUAGUUCUACUGGAUAUUGUUGGUGUGUGGACAGUAGAGGACAAGAGAGACGUGGAACCAGGACACCACCUGGUACACCAUCUGUAGACUGUGACAGACCAGAUGAACCAGAGCGUCCUAAAACUCACUGUGAACAUCACAGAGACAGUGUUCAGACCACCAGUCCAGAGGGAUAUCCUCUACUUGGAGCCUAUGUACCUCAGUGUGAUGAUAAUGGACAGUAUGUUCCACAGCAGUGUCAUAGUUCUACUGGAUAUUGUUGGUGUGUGGACAGUAGAGGACAAGAGAGACGUGGAACCAGGACACCACCUGGUACACCAUCUGUAGACUGUGACAGACCAGAUGAACCAGAGCGUCCUAAAACGUACUGUGAGCAGCACAGAGACAGUGUACAGACCACCAGUGCAGAGGGAUAUCCUAUACCUGGAGUGUUUGUACCUCAGUGUGAUGCAAAUGGCCAAUACACACCUCAACAGUGUCAUGGCUCCUCUGGACAUUGUUGGUGUGUGGACAGUAGGGGGCAGGAGAGAGCAGGAACCAGAACUCCACCUGGUGCACCAUCUGUAGACUGUGACAAACCAGAUGAACAAGUGCGUCCAAAAACUCACUGUGAGCACCACAGAGACAGUGUUCAGACCACCAGUCCAGAGGGAUAUCCUAUAGUUGGAGCCUAUGUACCUCAGUGUGAUGCAGAGGGACAGUAUCUACCUCGACAGUGUCAUGGCUCCUCUGGACAUUGUUGGUGUGUGGACAGUAAGGGGGAGGAGAGAGCAGGAACCAGGACACCACCUGGUGCACCAUCUGUAGACUGUGACAGACCAGAUGAACCAGUUCGUCCUAAAACUCACUGUGAACAUCACAGAGACAGUGUUCAGACCACCAGUCCAGAGGGAUAUCCUAUAGUUGGAGCCUAUGUACCUCAGUGUGAUGCAGAAGGACAGUAUCUACCUCGACAGUGUCAUGGCUCCUCUGGACAUUGUUGGUGUGUGGACAGUAGGGGGCAGGAGAGAGCAGGAACCAGAACUCCACCUGGUACACCAUUUGUAGACUGUGACAAACCAGAUGAACAAGUGCGUCCAAAAACUCACUGUGAGCACCACAGAGACAGUGUUCAGACCACCAGUCCAGAGGGAUAUCCUAUAGUUGGAGCCUAUGUACCUCAGUGUGAUGCAGAGGGACAGUAUCUACCUCGACAGUGUCAUGGCUCCUCUGGACAUUGUUGGUGUGUGGACAGUAAGGGGGAGGAGAGAGCAGGAACCAGGACACCACCUGGUACACCAUCUGUAGACUGUGACAAACCAGUUCCUGUUGCUCCGACCCAGCGCCCUGAGAGUGUGUGUGAGCGAUGGAGGGCCAGUUUGAUUGAGCACUAUGGUGGAAAACCAGAGCCACAACAGUACGUGCCUCAGUGUGAACCAGAUGGACAAUUCAGUCCAGUCCAGUGUUAUGGGGAGACCACUUAUUGCUGGUGUGUGGACCAGGAUGGGCGGGAGGUUCCUGGUACCCGAUCCCAUGAUGUUGUCAAACCUGCAUGCCUCCCCUCUGUGGCCCCGCCCACCAUCCGCCCAUUGCCUCGCCCAGAUGUGACCCCUCCCACAAACACUGACGUCAUUCUGCUGUACGCUCAGGGACAGAAAAUAGGAGCGCUGCCUCUCAACGGGACCAGACUGGAUGCGACCCGCUCCAAAACACUACUGACUCUACAUGGUUCCAUAGUUGUUGGGAUUGCCUAUGACUGCAAAGAGAACCAAGUCUACUGGACAGAUUUGUCUGCAAGAACAAUCAACAGAGCCUCAAUGGCACCAGGAGCUGAGCCUGAGAUUCUCAUUAACACAAAUCUGGUCAGUCCAGAGGGUCUGGCUGUGGACGUCAAACGUAGGUUGAUCUUCUGGGUCGACUCGAACCCUGACAUGAUCGAAAGUGCUAACCUAGACGGCAGUGGCAGGCAGACACUGUUUGACACAGACCUGGUCAACCCCCGUGCUAUCAUAGUGGUCUCCUCCACUGGCACUCUGUACUGGACAGACUGGAACAGAGAGGCUCCUAAGAUCGAGUGUUCAUCAGUGGACGGUCAGAACCGCAGGGUGGUGGUGUCUGAUGGGAUUGGUUUGCCAAACGCUCUCACGUAUGACUCUUCAUCUGGACAAAUCUGCUGGGCUGAUGCAGGUACAAAGCGUUUAGAGUGUAUAUUUCCAGAUGGUUCAGGUCGAAGAGUGAUCCACCCCAGCCUCAACUACCCAUUCAGCAUGGUUUACUACAGGAACCACUUCUAUUACACAGACUGGAGGAGGGAUGGUGUGAUCGCAGUGAGCAAAGACAGCAGUCAGUUCACCGACGAAUACCUGCCCGAUCAACGUUCUCACCUUUACGGCAUCGCCAUAGCAACCACCCAGUGUCUAUCAGGGAGCCACUAACGUCGGACUGGCAGCUGCAGAGUCCUUUGGUGCUAAAAUUCUGGGGUGAUUUGUGAACAGAGGGCAGGACCACACUGAGUCCUCUCCUGUGUCCCUCAGAGGAAAGGAUGUUAGCAGGGAGCAAGAUGGCUUCCUGUGGCCAGACUGACCGUCAGAGCAAAUUUAUACCCCCCCCCCCAAACAAACCCUAACCCCAUUAUCUCACCUUAAAGAUAUAACCCCAAAAUAAAUGUUUUGUAAAUUUGUUUUAUACCUCAUUUUUAGUUGUUUUUUUUCUACUGUAUUUUUGUACGUGAGUUGAGUUGUUUUCUACCAAUUAAAGCUACAGAACAAUGAAACCAGAUUUUAAAAUGUAUGAGUAAAGGUUUCCUGUUUUUUAAAGCCAAAGACAAAUGAUUUGAACUGUUUGAGCCAAAGUUCUGUUGUUUUCUUUUUGGUCAGCUGGUCAGAGUGGCUUUUAAAUUCAGUGUUUCAUCAGUGGUUUUUGGUUAAACACAGACUCAAGGAACAGUAAGACUUUUUGGGAAAUACAGCUUUUCACUUUCAUACCAAGAGUUAGAUGAAGGCUUCAUAUUUAGAGCACAGAUGUAGGAGUAUCAGUGAUGUUUCCAUCUAACUCUCAGCAAGAUUUACAACUGAGCUGACUGAAGUUAAAAGCCUCAGCACUGAUUUUUCAUUACCUGAUCAGAAACACAGAGAAACUGUUUUACUAAAACUAAAAUAUGUUAAGUGGGAACAGUUAGUAUGAUCGGAUUACUGUAAUCUGAUUAUUUGAGUAAUCUGUUUCCCUCAGCCCUGUGUGCCACAGUCAGAUCACAGCCACUGCCACAUUUCUCUGCACUAAUAAUCUGUAUUUCACACAUGAUGAAAUGACAUUACAUUCUUUUUUUGCUAAAUAUUUUUAUUACUACUACUUUUAAAAUCUUUAUCUUUUUAUAAGAUGUGAUAUUUAUAACAAUAAAAUGUGAUUUGGUACUUGACA
Messenger RNA from Lates calcarifer (barramundi perch), 4699 nucleotides. RefSeq names its product thyroglobulin. Bases 1 to 3717 code for a protein of 1238 amino acids. Gene Ontology annotation, cellular component: basement membrane. NCBI's taxonomy places the organism in Eukaryota, Metazoa, Chordata, Actinopteri, Centropomidae. The record is from RefSeq and is a predicted model, not a curated record. The transcript has 31 exons. Gene Ontology annotation, biological process: cell-matrix adhesion.